Molecule: messenger RNA, 1693 nt
Organism: Diuraphis noxia (Russian wheat aphid)
Lineage: Eukaryota; Metazoa; Arthropoda; Insecta; Hemiptera; Aphididae
Cellular component (GO): cytoskeleton
Source: RefSeq, a predicted model, not a curated record
AUGUUUACAGCGAAAUCCGUGUGCAUCGAGUCGGACAUCGCUCACGACUACGCGGAGAUUUACACGCCUAGCCGCGAAAACCUGCCGUGGGACAAGGCGUGCAACAAGCCACCGACGCCGCCUUUGCACAGGUUCCCGUCCUGGGAAUCUCGGAUCUACCAAGUGGCCAACGAAGGCCUUUCGGCGGCGCCCGCGGAACCGACCUUGAACGCUGUAGCCGCUGCCUCCUCCACCGGCGCCACCGUUGUACAUCCGACCCGAGUGGUGACGUCGCAAGGGUAUUGCGAUAUAAGCGUCCCGGUGUACGCCACUGUGAAAGGCAGAGCCAGUCAGAUCAGGUCUAGCCCGUUCACCGGUGACUCGUCGGACGACUCGAGUGACGGCGAAGGGGAGCACACCAACACGGUGAACACGCACAGCGUGGCCACCAGGAUCACGAACAGCAGUAGCACCGACAACACGGACACCUCGCUGUCCAGUUCCAGUCCCAGCAAGAGUCACAAGACCGCGUCGACAUUCUCGCCGGUCAAACACAACUCUUCCGGGUCGCCRUCGAAAAGUACGUUUUGCAAAUUGAAUUUUCCUCUACAGAACGAUGUAGCACGAAAACCACAACGUGAAAUCACGAUCGAUGAUCUAUGUCGUAUAACCCGAGCGGAUGGAGCUGCUACAUUCGAAAUAUCGACAGCCAAAAAGACAUUUUAUCUAACAGCAGAUUCAAUUGCAGCCAUGGAAGAUUGGGUUAAAGUUUUACAAAAUGUUCAAAGACAYAAUGCUACCAAGUUGCUACUGAACAACGAAAACAAUAAACCUACUAUACAAGGGUGGUUAACCAAAGUGAGAAAUGGACAUGCCAAACGGUGCUGGUGUGUACUCGUAGGAAAGACAUUUUUAUAUUUCAAAUCAUCUACAGAUACGAGUGCAUUUGGACAAAUAAACAUGCGUGAUUGCCGUGUAGAAACCGUUGACCAUGUUUCAGACUCUGAUAGUGAAGAGAGAGAUUCCAAUCAGCCACCGACAAUAGCUUUGCACCCAUCACAUCAAGGUCCUCCGACUUAUUUAUUGAUGUCUUCUAAACAAGAAAAGGAUUCAUGGUUAUACCACCUUACAGUAGUUUCGGGAAGUGGAUCACAAUCUGGAUCACAGUUUGAACAACUCAUUCAAAAACUAAUGGAAGCCUCAGGGGAUCCAAAUUGUGUGCUGUGGAAACAUCCGACUCUUUUACACUCCAAGGAAGCAAUUAGUACGCCAUUGACUACUUUAUCUAUUGAAUCGUUACAAUACGAAGCUAUUAAAUUAUUCAAGAGUUGUCAGUUAUUCAUGUCAGUAGCAAUCGAAAACGCUGGUAUUGAUUAUCAUGURGUAUUAGCACAAAACGCAUUACAGUUGUGCUUGGACAACUGGGAACUGCAGGCUGAGUUAUUAUGUGCCCUAGUCAAACAGACAUCUAGGCACGCGUCCCACAAACAUGGAGUCCAGGUAUUCUCCAAACUGCGGCAUCGUGUAAGUUCCCCUUCCCAUUGCUUUUUUUGAAAUUGAAAAACCAGUCAUGUGAUCAUAAUUUAUUAUUCAAACCUUUCAAAUUGCCAAUAAUUUUAGUGCAUAGUGCAUUUAUUAAAUAAUUCAAAUUUAUACAUAAACAUCAUAAUYAUACUAUGUUCAUUGGCUGUUUUUUUAAUUUCUAGCUUUUAUA